AUGAGCUCCCCACCCACACUCGAGAGGCUGGCCAGAAAAUGUCUGCUAAAGAAUGAAGCCUUGGCCAAAGCUUCCUUGAAGAAGAUGCCCAAGGCAUUCUUCCCACCACUGUUCAUAGACGCCUUCAAUGGCAACCAGACAAACAUCAUAAGGGCAAUGGUGGCAGCCUGGCCCUUCCCAUGCCUUCCCUUAGGAGCCCUGAUGAAGACUCCCAACCUGAAGACCUUGAAGGCUGUGCUGGGGGGCCUGGAUUUGCUGAUAAACCAGAAGGAUCAACCUGGGAGUUGCAAACUCCAAGAGCUAGAUUUGCGGGAUGCCCAACAUAACUUCUGGAACUUUUGGGUUGGAACGGAGGAUGGUGUCUGCUCUCCGGAUGUCAUCAGUGAGACCCGACCAGUGGUUUAUAGUCCCGGACGAGGGGGAAAACUGGUUGUGACUGUGUGGAUGAACCUUUCCCUCAAGACCAGACAUCCCAGUAAAUACCUAAAAUACUUCUAUCGCUGGGCCAAGCUGAGAAAAGAAGUGGUGCAGGUGAUGUGUCCAAAGCUGGAGUUUGGGGCCAUCCCUCUCUACAACCCCCUAAUAUUGCUGGAGGUAUUUGAGCCAAGCUCUAUUGAGGAAUUCACAGUGAGUGCACGUUGGACCCUGAGAACCCUGGUGAAGAUAGCCCCUGGCCUGAGCCAGAUGAAAAACCUUCAGAAAAUCCUUCUCAAUGGAAUCUCCGUACCUUUUGAGUGGUUUGGAAACCGCAAGAUGGUCAAUCAGUGUAUCACAGAGAUCAUUAACCAGAUACCAGUACUCAAAAAGAUCCAGCAUCUCAAACUGAAUGAUGUCUGCUUCCUGAAUGAACAACUGGAUGAAGUACUCAGGUGCAUGGAGAGUCCCUUGGAGACCCUUUCAAUCACUCGAUGCUCGCUAUCAAAUAAAGACAUGAGUUAUCUGUCCCAGUGUCCCAGCAUCCACAUGCUCAAACAUCUGGAUCUGAGUGGCGUCACCUUUCUAAAUUUAGACCAUCGACUUUUAGGAAGCCUGCUAGAAAGACUGACAGCUACUCUGCAGACAUUACAAUUGAAGGGUUGUAUGAUCAUGGAUCACCAGAUUAGUGCCCUCUUGCCUGCCCUGAGCCAGUGCACCCAGCUCACUGAGGUCAAUUUUCUGAAGAACUUCCUGUCUGUGGCCAGCAUUAGGAAGCUGCUGCAGCACACUGCAAAACUGACUCUGCUCACCCGGGAGCUAUACCCCGCCCCUGACGAGGUCUAUGAUGACAUUGGUGAUGUCCAUCCAGACAGGUUUAGCCAACAUUGCAGUGAGCUAAUGGAAACUCUGAGGGCUAUUAGACAGCCGAAAGAGGUCUACUUUGUGAGUAAAAGAUGUCUAGACUGUCGGGACUUCUCUGUCUAUAACAUGGAGGCCACACUAUGUUCAUGUUGGGAAUGA
Messenger RNA from Alexandromys fortis (reed vole), 1437 nucleotides. RefSeq names its product PRAME family member 12-like. Bases 1 to 1437 code for a protein of 478 amino acids. Gene Ontology annotation, biological process: negative regulation of cell differentiation; positive regulation of cell population proliferation; negative regulation of DNA-templated transcription. Gene Ontology annotation, cellular component: cytoplasm. The record is from RefSeq and is a predicted model, not a curated record. NCBI's taxonomy places the organism in Eukaryota, Metazoa, Chordata, Mammalia, Rodentia, Cricetidae. The transcript is spliced from 3 exons.